AUGAGGAAGUCUGCUACGACAAAGAAAGUAGCUUCAUCGGGUAGCCCAUGGUACGGUCCAGACCGUGUGAAGUACUUAGGGCCAUUCUCUGGUGAGCCCCCGUCGUACUUGACUGGUGAGCCCCCGUCGUACACUGCUGGGAUUUCUGCUGACCCAGAGACAUUUGCGAAAAACCGUGAACUGGAGGUAAUCCACAGCAGGUGGGCUAUGUUGGGAGCAUUGGGAUGUGUGUUCCCAGAGCUUUUGUCCCGAAAUGGUGUUAAAUUCGGUGAAGCUGUAUGGUUCAUAAAAAUUAUUGUCCAUGAUCAAAAUAAGUGA
This is a messenger RNA of Cicer arietinum (chickpea), 318 nucleotides long. RefSeq names its product chlorophyll a-b binding protein AB80, chloroplastic-like. Gene Ontology annotation, biological process: photosynthesis, light harvesting. Gene Ontology annotation, cellular component: membrane. The record is from RefSeq and is a predicted model, not a curated record. NCBI's taxonomy places the organism in Eukaryota, Viridiplantae, Streptophyta, Magnoliopsida, Fabales, Fabaceae.